UGAAACAUAUACAUUUCAACACAAAAUUAAUAGUCAAUUUAUUUGUAUUCUUUUCAUUUUCAAACUGAAUAGAUCUAUCUGAAAUAAAUUGAAUAUAUCUGAUGAAUCUCUCGUAUAACGAGCAGUAAUUUAAAAUGCACGUUGAUUAACCACGGCCACUGAACAAGAGGCUUAACAAAGAUGAAUUUUUUAACUUUGUUACUUUGCAUCGUUGCUGCCGCAGUCUUCCCAGAAUUUGUCAACGGACAGGAAAACAUUCUAGAUUGUGAAAGAGACCUUUUAAAUGGAACUUGCCAAAGGAGGUGUUCACGUGGACAAGUAUUAAUGAGGGGAUAUAGAUGUCGUAAGAGACGUGUUGCUGCGUGCUGUGUGCCACUACCAACAACAACGACAGACCCAUGUGGAUUUCCCGACUGUGUUCCUAUUAAUGGCACUUCUGGUGGAGGUGUUGGCGCUUUAGAUCCUAUGGGCCCUGAUUUUGACCCAUUCGGUGGUGGGACCAGCGGUGAAGGAAUUGGCGGUUGCCCACCUGGGUGUAAACCUGGAAUAACUACGACGACCACCACGACUGAGACACCUGCUGGUGGUGAUGUAGAUGAAAAAGGACUCCCCAUCCCUAAUCCAGUGACGGACAAUACAGCGUCCGAAGAGGCUCCUCUGUCGGAUGAUUUAGUGUCAAGUGGAGCUGAAGAAGAUAAUAUUGCAUCGGCUGAGAGCGCAACAAAUAACUCUCCUCCUCCUGGAUUUGACGGGUCGGAUAGCAAGGCUGACGAUACGCCCGCUGAAAUAAAAUCGUUAUUUGAUGAUGUGAAAACAAUAUCAGAGAAUGAUGCUUUGGAACGCGAUUCGAUUGUUAGGUCUGAUGGUUUAACCGCGGACAGCAUCCAGAAAUCUGAUACACCAGCAGAAAACAAAAAUCAAGAUGCUUUGAUGGUCGG
This is a messenger RNA of Owenia fusiformis, 938 nucleotides long. Lineage: Eukaryota; Metazoa; Annelida; Polychaeta; Sabellida; Oweniidae. The record is from the annotation of a GenBank genome assembly.